AUGAAGACGAUGACGGGAUCAAACGAAUUUAAACUAAAUCAAACUCCAGAUGAUGGUACUUCAUCGGUAAAGUUUAGUCCAAAUACAUCUCAGUUUCUGCUUGUUUCCUCCUGGGACACAACUGUCCGGCUCUAUGAUGUUCCUGCCAACACCGUGAGACUCAAAUAUCAACACUCAGGAGCUGUCCUUGACUGUGCUUUUUAUGAUCCUACCCAUGCCUGGAGUGGAGGAUUAGAUCAGCAAUUGAAAAUGCACGAUCUAAACACGGACCAAGAAAACCUUGUUGGUGCCCAUGAUGCUCCUAUCAGGUGUGUUGAGUAUUGCCCAGAAGUGAAUGUCAUGGUGACUGGAAGCUGGGAUCAGACAGUUAAGCUCUGGGAUCCCAGAACUCCUUGUAACGCAGGAACAUUCUCUCAACCUGAAAAGGUCUACACGCUUUCUGUGUCUGGAGAUAGACUGAUUGUGGGGACGGCAGGUCGGAGAGUGCUGGUGUGGGAUUUGCGGAACAUGGGUUAUGUUCAGCAGCGAAGAGAAUCGAGUCUGAAAUACCAGACCCGCUGUAUCAGAGCGUUUCCGAAUAAACAGGGUUAUGUUUUAAGUUCUAUUGAAGGUCGUGUUGCAGUGGAAUAUUUGGAUCCAAGUCCAGAAAUCCAGAAGAAGAAAUAUGCGUUCAAAUGUCACCGUUUGAAGGAAAAUAGCAUUGAGCACAUUUAUCCAGUUAAUGCUAUUUCUUUCCAUAAUGUCCACAACACGUUCGCUACAGGAGGUUCUGAUGGAUUUGUGAAUAUUUGGGAUCCAUUUAACAAAAAGCGCCUGUGUCAGUUCCAUCGGUAUCCCACGAGCAUAUCAUCACUUGCCUUCAGCAAUGAUGGAACUACCCUGGCAAUAGCUUCUUCGUAUAUGUAUGAAAUGGAUGACAUUGAACAUCCUGAAGAUGGUAUCUAUAUUCGCCAAGUGACAGAUGCAGAAACAAAACCUAAGUGA
Pterocles gutturalis (yellow-throated sandgrouse) is the source of this 984-nucleotide messenger RNA. It is a transcript of the gene BUB3, whose product is annotated as BUB3 mitotic checkpoint protein. Gene Ontology annotation, molecular function: ubiquitin binding. The record is from RefSeq and is a predicted model, not a curated record. The transcript has 7 exons. Bases 1 to 984 code for a protein of 327 amino acids. Lineage: Eukaryota; Metazoa; Chordata; Aves; Pterocliformes; Pteroclidae. Gene Ontology annotation, biological process: mitotic spindle assembly checkpoint signaling. Gene Ontology annotation, cellular component: kinetochore; bub1-bub3 complex; mitotic checkpoint complex.